AUGUUGAAUAUUUUCUCAAAAAGGGUAAACUUUCUUGUUGCAUCUUCAUCAAAUCAGUCCCGAUGCAUAGCUUCACUUUCUGCAUUACCUGACACUUAUCAAAUGUUGUUUAAGACUUGCAGAGAUUUUGCUGAAGGAGAGUUAAAACCCAAUGCUGCUUUGUAUGAUAGAAAUCACCAAUACCCUUCUGAUGCAAUUAAAAAAAUGGGUGAACUUGGCCUUAUGGCAAUAGCUACUCCAGAAGAGUUGGGUGGGGCUGGUCUAGAUUAUCUGGCAUAUGCUAUAGCUUUAGAAGAAAUAUCAAGGGGCUGUGCCUCGGCAGGAGUGAUUAUGUCUGCACAUAAUUCAUUAUACCUUGGUCCUAUCAUGCUAUGUGGUACCGAUAAACAGAAAAAGGAUUUUGUAACACCUUUUUGCAUGGGAGACAAUGUUGGUUGCUUUGCAUUGUCAGAGCCAGGGAAUGGAUCAGAUGCUGGAGCUGCAUCUACUACAGCCAAAGAUGCAGGAAAUAAGUGGAUUCUUAAUGGUACAAAAUGUUGGAUUACUAAUGGCUAUGAGAGCAAAGCAUCUGUUGUGUUUGCCACAACUGAUAAAAGCCUAAAACACAAGGGCAUCUCAGCUUUUAUUGUACCUAAACCAAUUAAAGGCUUAGAGUUAGGUAAAAAGGAAGAUAAAUUAGGUAUUAGAGGUUCAUCAACUUGUUCACUUAUUUUUGAAGAUUGUGAGAUACCAAAGGACAGUAUCUUGGGAGAGCCUGGUUUGGGUUUUAAAAUAGCUAUGAUGACAUUAGAUGCAGGCAGAAUUGGUAUUGCAGCACAAGCAUUAGGUAUAGCCCAGGCAUCCUUGGAUGUAGCUGUAGAAUAUGCAUCGAAAAGAAUAGCAUUUGGCAAACCUAUUUCUAAGUUACAAGCCAUCCAGAACAAAUUUGCAGAUAUGGCACUAAAGUUAGAAUCUGCCAGAUUGCUUACUUGGCGUGCGGCCUGGUUAAAGGAUAACAAACAAAAAUUUAUAAAGGAGGCAGCUAUGGCUAAGUUAGCAGCAUCAGAAGCUGCUACAUUUUUGUCUCAUCAGUGUAUUCAGAUUCUUGGGGGAAUGGGUUAUGUGACAGAUAUGCCAGCAGAAAGACAUUAUCGCGAUGCAAGAAUCACUGAGAUAUAUGAAGGAACCUCAGAAAUUCAAAGACUUGUUAUUGCCGGACAGAUUCUUAAAGAGUAUGGAUUAUAA
This is a messenger RNA of Parnassius mnemosyne (clouded apollo), 1224 nucleotides long. NCBI's taxonomy places the organism in Eukaryota, Metazoa, Arthropoda, Insecta, Lepidoptera, Papilionidae. The record is from the annotation of a GenBank genome assembly.